AUAAUAAUGAAACGCUUUGCAUAAGAUAUUAUCUCUGUAAAAUUGACUUAGCUCUAGAGACGUUGGAGAGCGGUUAAGUAUUGGCUGUGCGUUAUUGAUCACAAACCGCUAGUGGCAUACUGGUUGGUGUGUUAGCUUGUCAAACGCAUGUCGCCGGUUCGAAGCUUGGUGAAGGCGUCUCCCAUCUUAUUUUUUAAUAAAGCGUGCUCCUUGAUGCGAAGCGGGCUUGGACAGCGAGGCUGACUAUCGCGUGGCGGGCCUUGACUUGGGCGGUCCGUGGGCUUGGACAGCGAGGCUGGCUCGUGCGAUGCGUGGCGGGCCUUGACUUGGGCGGUCCGUUGAAGUUGGGUACCAAAGCGGGUCAUGGACGAGACGCGGGCAUGGACGAGAAGAAGCGGGUUGUGCUUGGCUUUAGGAAUCGGAGCGGGCCGAAUGAAUGCGGCCCACGUUGACAAAUUGGAGCGGACUUUGUGUUUGGAUGCAUUCUGGACGAAUUGGCUUAUGUUGAUGAAGGCCUGCCUGAAUGUUAAUGUGGUUGGCGGCUGUAGUACAUGGAUGCGGUCCACGUGUUGGAGUUGAUCCACGAUUCUUCUGGACUUGGAUCUUGAGACGCUUUAAAUAUUGAGCGGUCGUUCUUGUAUCCUUGGCAUUGCUUAGAGUGAAGAAGUGGACGGCCCAAUUUUCGGACCGUGGAAUGCGGGCUUUGACUUGGGCUUUAGGCGUUCUUUGAAAUGUCUUCGUGUGCGGGUUGGACCUGCUUGCUGACGCUGAAAGCUGAGCGGUUCGUUAGAGAGAAAGUGGGCUUACGGAAUGCGGGCCUUAUCUUGGGCCCUGCUUUGCUAUGCCGUUGGAGGCGAAAGGUUGGUGGUGGUAGCGGCCGAGUUGGAGACGAGCCAGUGCUGGCAAGAUGGAGGCGGUCGGACUCCCUUGUUGGGCCAAACGUGAUGAGUUUUGGAAGCAGAGCGGUCUUAGGCGGGCCUCUAAUGCGCGGCAAGACCGCAUAGUGGGAUGGCUAGCUUGAAUCUCCAGGUACUUACUUCAAAUAUAAAGCGUUGAUAGAUUGAUCACAAAUUCCCUUGUAGCAUGAUGGUCAUCAUGCUAGUGGGGUGCGACUCCUACCCUGGUUCGAUUUCCGAGAGAAGUGUUUUAUUUUGUGAAGCGGCUCUGAAGCUUUAUUGGAGGUGGAGGCGAAGUGAACUGCGUUGUCAUGGGCUAGCUUCGUGGACCCGUUUGACGGACACGGAUCUGAUUGAUGGUGAACCGCGAGCUGGAGUCGGGCCUGAUACUUUGCUUCUGCGGGCCCUCCCUGGAAGCUUUGUUGGCGCGGGCUGGUAGUGGGUAACCUAACCACUUGGUGCCUCAAGCUUCCUCUUUUCCCAUUUAGCUUUGCGUCUUCUGUUUUGAGGCGCCUCCUCGAUAACUUCGUUGUCUCGGUACUCCCCCCUUUGCUUUUUCUGACACAGAAAGAAAAUGGCAUUGAAGUGACUCCCCCAUAGCAACAUGGUCUACUUUUUGGGUAAGAAAAGGAGAAAGGGAUGUGACAACAGCCUGUCGUAGUGUUGAUGUUGACUGCUCGCCUGAGCUUCUUGCCGGCUGCCGGAAUUCACCUCCAGCGAUCGGAACCUGGAGAUUUUGCUAUAGCUCGCACCUGUAUCUUCUUUUGGGUUGGAUUAGUAGGCGAUGUGAGCUUCAUACAACAUACAGUUUUCGCUUGGGGUGGUAGAAGUCGGCGGAGCCAAGGAGACGUCUUCGCUGGCGGUGAUGAGAAGCUGGACGACGAGCAGGGGCGAUGACAGGUUGUGUUGGGGUUGACGAGUGAGCAGGAGGGUCGCUGUUGUUUCCGGUCGUUUGGGCGAGUUGUUGACCGGAUCUGGGACUCGUUCUAUUGACCUGAAGGAUAGAGAAGAGAGUGAGGAGUACCGGGAAGGAAGUGCGGUCGUGGAAGUCGGAGAGGUGGUGGAGGAAAUUUUCAAUUUUGAGACUGCUCUCGGUUGGCAUAUUAUGCGAUGUUCUUGGAUCUGGGAUUUUCGGACCGUGGGAAAGGAACGAAGAAUGAACUCCCCAAUUGCACGCCGCCCAUCCUUGUCGUUCCUCGUUUCUCAUAAAAGAAAAGUAGAUCCGGGACAUUUUCAUUUUUAUUCUGCCCGGCGGCUCUUGCUUUUGAUCUGCAGCUGCUGUCGUUGCUUCACUUGGUGGAGGUUUGGUUUCAUCCCCUCUUUUGGAAAUCAAACGAAAAGAGUGGCAGAAUCUUUGCCCCACGGUGGGCGCCAAAUUGUUUGUGCCUAGAAUGUUCUAGGCGGUUGUGAGGCUCCGAUCUGGACUCCUUCGUCUGAUCUCCUCGAGAGGGGAAGAACCUGUGAGGCGGGGGGCGGCCCCCGGGAUACGCUCCGACGCCCAAGUUAGUACGAUAUAGGAGAGUGUAUGGUAUCUAGAGAGAUAAAGUAGAGAGAGACCUUAGGGGAAAGUGAGGAAGGGAAAAGAGAGGAUCUUUAGUUUGGAGGGUUAGGCCUCCUUAUAUAGGGUUUGGGCUUCCUUGAGUGGGCUUGGGCCCAGGACGCCUUGCGGUGGGCUUGGGCCCGUUUAUAGUCGUGUAGGCAUAUUAAUCCAUACCCAACAUGUUGUUUAUUCACCUAAUGUAAAAAGUUGAGACCUUUCCGAGCUACUUUGUCCACAAUUUUCUUCUUCUUGUGGUAGCCAAAUAGCCAAUGCCCUGAAUGGUUACGGGGGAUCUCUGUAGCUGUCAAACUACCAUCUUAAGGUUAAACUUAGGAGAGGAAUACGAGACUCUGAUACCAUAACAACCAUUUAGGGUUGGGGAGAAAAGAGCUUAGUUUGUUUGCAUUCAGAGAUCAGCUUAUAUAGCUGUGAGUUUAGUACAGACAGAACGAGGAAGAAGACAAGCCUUGUGGCUAAAGAAAGUACAUUGCUUAAAACGGAAACAAACAGAAUUAAAGACUUGGAGGACUAAAAGAGAACUUUCCCAAUACGACACCACUCCAGCUCCUGCGUGUCUUAGUGGAGACGGCGCCAUUGUGGACAGCAGCUGAGUUCUCUGUGGAAACGUUGUCGUGUUGAACAACGGUCGACUCCUUCUUCGUCUUCUCUGAUUCAAAAGCAGAGCUUUUCCCUGAUUAUCUUCAAAUGCAAAGGGGGAACUCAAAACAAUGCCACAUCACUUGCUCUGUUUGCUCUGGCUACUGAAACAGGACAACUGAAAUGGAACGAACAACUGAACUGCUAAACAAUUCGAAGCCAAAACACAAAGGACAUACUGAAGUCCUUGAUUGUGACUCUUUUUCUUCUUCUUCUUCUCCGUAGCAUUCAGUAGCUUGGCACAGGCAGAGUGAUGGUCCCUGCGAGGCUUCUCUAGAUUCCUCUCAAGCUGCUCCUCAGCUUCCCUUAUCUUUCUGCGGAUCGCGCAGCUACCUUUAACUUGUGGGCAGCUAUUAACUUCCUCUCCGCAGCAGCAUACUCCUGAAGCUGGCGGUUAAAUACAGCCACCAGGGCUGCUCUCUGUCUCUGCUCGUCCCCUGUUUCUGCCAUUUCCUGCUCUGUUUUUUUUUUUUUUUUUUUUUUUUGUGCUGUGACCAAGCUGUUUCAUAAGCUUCAUCACCAUCAUCAUCCAUAAGUAAACACAUACAACCAACAAACUCCAUUCUAGAGG
Molecule: messenger RNA, 3664 nt
Organism: Linum trigynum
Lineage: Eukaryota; Viridiplantae; Streptophyta; Magnoliopsida; Malpighiales; Linaceae
Source: the annotation of a GenBank genome assembly